Cryptosporidium ubiquitum is the source of this 858-nucleotide messenger RNA. RefSeq lists its product as uncharacterized. Gene Ontology annotation, cellular component: GINS complex. NCBI's taxonomy places the organism in Eukaryota, Apicomplexa, Conoidasida, Eucoccidiorida, Cryptosporidiidae. The record is from RefSeq and is a predicted model, not a curated record. Gene Ontology annotation, biological process: DNA-templated DNA replication; double-strand break repair via break-induced replication. The coding region runs from base 1 to 858 and encodes 285 amino acids. The transcript has 3 exons.
AUGGAUUAUACCGAGAAGGAGCAUUCCCCAUUAGAAAAAGAAAAUUUGGGGAUUAAUUUAAUUAAUAAUGACCUGGAAUACAUUGACAAUAUAUAUAGCUCAAAGAAUUUUGGUUUGACAGAUGAUUCACACGUUAAGAAUCUAAAAGAAUCUCAGGAGAUUUUACUUAUGUCUUGGAUCAAUGAAGUAGUGUCUCCAGAGUUAUUAACAUACUGUGAGUCUUCAAUACAAACCCUAUGCUAUUCUAUAUUCAAGGAAAAGGAAAAACUACGAUUCAUUGAGGGUGAAAGAGGAAUUCCGGAUAUUGAAGAUAAAAUUGAGCAAGAUCUGAUUAAUCUUCACAUAAAUAGAUCAACCAAUAUGCUCAAAAUGUAUCUGAAACAAAGAAUUAUGAAAAUCUCAGAAUUCCCAGAUUUCUCUAUUGCUAAUUCAAGAACAAAAAGCGAUGUAGACUCAGAAUCCAACAUCAGUCAGGAGGAAGCUGUGUUUGCUUUAAAACUCUCCAAACUUCAGUGGAAGUAUUUGGACGAAGUUAUCUCCAAAAUGAAGAAUACACUAGCGACAGACUCUUCUGUCCCAAUCCCAGCACCAUCCUUCCAUAGAUCCGUCCGUUUUAAAUGUAUUGACUCUAUCGGAAGAGUCCAACUCCAAUCAUUUGCAACUCCUGAAAAUACCUCAUUUACCCAAUUUGAUGACCAAGAUCAUUUUUCACAAAAUGAAUCAGAGAAAGUCAUCAACAUUGAAAAAGGAAAGAUAUAUACUUGUAAAUAUGAAGAUGUGAGGGCUCUCCUAGACCGGAACACCAUUCAGCUAUGGCCAUGGCCUCCUGUUACUAGCAAUAAAAACAAUUCAAAUUAG